CACCCAACCAUAAUACUCACAAUCUCCCCUGCCCCCAUUUUCAAAGGUUUCCCUGAUGGCUGCCCCUGGAUCCUCCUCCUUAUGGUGCUACAAAUAUUGUUGCUUGUUCCAUCUCCGCCUCCUAUCCUUCGACGACUUCGUUUUCUGCCCCGAUCGCACUGACAUAUUCAUUGAGGAGUUCAUCACCCUCCCUCAUUCCCCUCAUGUCCACUCUAAUCCUUUCCCUCCAAUCGGCGUCGACACCGCUGCUAUGUAUCUAGAUAUUUCCGCAUACCUCGUCGCUACCUCCACCCUUAGAUAUCGUCGCGGGUCCAGACGGAACGGUGGGGAUCGCUCCCCUUUCAAUCUGGUAAUCGUUCUUCACGGGCCACCCGAUGGCGGUGGGAGGGGUGGAAAUCACGGAGGAUCAUCCACGUAUUUCGAGCUCUAUUACGCAGAUGGUGUCCGGGUUCUGCCCUCUGCCCGCUAGUAUGUCCGAGUUCUUGAUGGGGUCGGUUUUGACCGCCUCCUAGAGAAGUUGACUCAAGUGGAAAUAAAGGAAAUCGGCCGAUGCGAUCGCUUGUCGGCUUCCAAAGCCGCAAUUGAGUCGAUGUCCAUGAAGCCAACAACCAUAGAUCGCUUUACUCAUAGGCGACCAACUCAUGAUCGCUUUUGUUCGAAGCGAUUUACUUUUGAUUGUGUUGGUCACGGCGAUUAAAGUAUAGAUCGCUUU
Linum trigynum is the source of this 712-nucleotide messenger RNA. The record is from the annotation of a GenBank genome assembly. Lineage: Eukaryota; Viridiplantae; Streptophyta; Magnoliopsida; Malpighiales; Linaceae.